This is a messenger RNA of Gryllus bimaculatus (two-spotted cricket), 1015 nucleotides long. Lineage: Eukaryota; Metazoa; Arthropoda; Insecta; Orthoptera; Gryllidae. The record is from the annotation of a GenBank genome assembly.
AUGAAACUGACGGUCAUAUUGUUUCGUGUCUACUUUGAACUACAAUGUUAUUUGACAUAUUUUGCAGACCAAAUGCUAUACUCAACACCCACGUUACUAUAGUGUAAAGUAGCAAAGUUUUCGCCUACAAGAUAACUGCUCUGAAUGCCAGCGAGACGUGAGGAACUUUGCUGUUCACAUUCUGAUGGAGGCGUGUGGGGAUGAUGGCGGAAAUACCUUGUCUCCAACAAAAGUGCCGAAUACGUAUUCAAAUAUACAUGUAGCUCAUGUUGAAGGUUCGGCAGAAAUUUUGAUUGAACCUGAUGUUGUGGAAUUUUUGUUUCGUGUCGAAAGCAUCAAGGAUAAAGCAGAAGAUGCGAAACAAAGUGUUACUAAGCGCAUCGACUACCUGUUGCAGAUAAUACGAAACGCGAAUAUUAAGGGUGACGUAACAGUAACAACUAAUCGAUUAUUGCAAAGAACUGGUGAACAGUUUCGUUUGAUUGGGGAAGUUCUUGUGCAGUGUGAUGCUGAACAAAAAUAUGAAGAGAUAAUUAAUAUAAUUGUGGAAAAACUGGAGAGCGGAGUAACUAUAAGUGAACCACACUUUUUUCACUCAUCGAAGUCCAUUCAGGAAGGAAGGCAACACGCUUUAAAAUUAGCUGUUAGUAGUGCAAGAUCUAAGGCACAAGAAAUAGCAUUGUCUUCCGGCCAACAAGCUGGCCAAGCCCUAAUUGUUGAAGAAAAAGAAAGUCGCAUUACUCGAGUAAAACCAUUACCACCUAACUUAUGGGAAUCCAUAUCAAAGAAGCGAUUUUCACAAGCACAUGAAAUUCAGAGCCGUAUUGUUGCUGUAUAUGAAUUAACUCCUGGAAAUAAAUGUAAGGAGUAACUGGCAUAAACAUUGUUUUAUGCAGUCAGAGGCUCAAUUAUUGACAAUACGAAUAGAAGGUGAAAAUGAGUGGAUGAAAUUCUGCUCUCAUUACUUUCUUUAAAAUGCUAAAGCUGAGAGUUGAGAUCUGCUGGUCAAUUAAGC